This is a messenger RNA of Penicillium alfredii, 3768 nucleotides long. RefSeq lists its product as uncharacterized. NCBI's taxonomy places the organism in Eukaryota, Fungi, Ascomycota, Eurotiomycetes, Eurotiales, Aspergillaceae. The record is from RefSeq and is a predicted model, not a curated record. The transcript is spliced from 6 exons. Gene Ontology annotation, molecular function: deaminase activity. The coding region runs from base 1 to 3768 and encodes 1255 amino acids.
AUGGAUGCCGCUGAACCCCAGGCCACUACCUCACUCGAGACCAAGGAUUGUGGCUUGGACUCUGAAAGCCAGCACUUGAGCUCUGAUGCCAGUCGAGAUGUCGACGCGAGCUUCACCAAAGCUUUGCCCAAGGUCGAGCUCCAUGCCCAUCUGAGUGGCAGCAUCAGUCGCAAAUGCCUUCAUGAGAUAUGGAAACGCAAGAAGCAACAGAACCCCGCGCUGCAGGUGGAGGAUCCCCUAGUCACUAUGCCGCUGGGCAAAGUCGACUAUACUCUUCAAACAUUCUUCCAAGUCUUCUCCAAAUCCAUUUAUCAACUCUGCAAUGACCUGGAGAGUCUCGCCUAUGCCACGACCUCGGUACUUGAAGACUUCUUCAACGACGGAGUCCGAUACCUAGAGCUGCGGACGAUCCCGCGGGCAUCUCGUGAAUCCAGCAUCACCAGAGAAGAAUACAUCGCUACAGUCCUAGACCGCAUUGACAAGUUCCAUUCUAAAACAAACGACAUGUCCGUGUUCCUGAUUCUGGCCCUGGACCGGGGCAACACCACGCCCACCGAAGCCCUGGAGAUCAUCGACCUUGCCAUCCACCACAAACCACGCGGGGUGGUCGGGGUUGAUCUCUGCGGCAACCCGACACAGGGCGAUGUCAGCAUCUACCAGGACGCGUUUGCUCAAGCCAAGGCCCAUGGGUUGGGUAUCACGCUGCACUUUGCCGAGACACCGGCCUCGGGCGAGCCGCGAGAACUGGCGACCUUGCUUUCGUUCCAGCCUGACCGGCUCGGGCAUGUUAUCCACGUGCCUGAUGAGUUCAAACGGGAGAUUUCACGGCGGAAACUCGGUCUGGAACUAUGCAUGUCGUGCAAUGUGCAUGCCAGAAUGUUCGAUGGAGGGUUUCUGGAUCAUCAUUUCGGGUACUGGAGGCAUGAGGCCUGCCCGAUUGCUCUGUGUACCGACGAUGUCGGCUUCUUCUGCAGCCCGGUCUCGCACGAGUACUUGCUCGCGGCGCAGCAUUUUGACCUUAGCCGGGAUGACUUAUGGGACAUGAGCUUGAAGUCGGUGGAUGUGAUUUUUGGCGGAGAGCAUGAGAAGAAGCGACUUCGUGGGCUUCUUGAGGCAUUCAAGAGUGCAGCUCUCCCCCAGACACUCAAGUCUAUCACCGCCACCAAGAUCAAGGAGUUGUCCAAGCAACGCACACUAUUCGACAAGCGCAAAGAUCAGAUCUUGGAAUCCGCCCAAGCCGCACCGGACCUGCGGGCGCAGGUCCAUGUACUACUGGAGGGAAUCUCUCAACUGAAAGGGUUUCCCAAAAGCACGCUCGACAAAGACGAUAUGGACUUGGACGACGAUGAUGGUUCGAGCUCCGAGUCCGACGAGCCGGUCGCGACACCGGGAAUGGGCCAAUUGGACCACAAGGAUCACACCAACAUCCGGCGCUUCCUCCUGCAGAGCCGAUACGACACUUCGAUCUCGGAGACGAGUCUCCGGGACUGGAUCGCGCGGCUGGAAAGCGAGGUGCGGUACCUGGAGUUGAAGCACGAGCAUGCCGCAUUUUACAGCCAACUGGUCACGGAGUGGCUGGCGCACUUGGAUGAACAGUCCGCGAAGUCUGCACCAGACAGUGCCGCUGAGACCACUGAUUCGAGCACGUCCGACUCGAGUUUCGAGAAGGUGGGAUGUGCCGAGCACGAGCAGCGGGCUACAUGGGAGUCGUUGGUCUUCACGGCAGACACCCACGCCGACUACGAGAACAUCCGGUCGUAUCUUGACGGGCUGUUCAAUCAGACCCAGAUGUCACGGCAAGCCCUCAAAGAGCUCCGAGGAAGCCUGCAGAAAUUCGGGACCGAGUUCGCCGCGAGGGGAGAGUGGCUCGAUGUGGACGAGCUGCGAUGGGUUUCGCAGGCGCUGAUGAAAACGGACCUACUCAGCAACGAGAAGACCACCAUUCUCAAAGAGUUCAUGCGCAGCAAUGAGGUCGCCCAGGAAGUGGCCGAUGUGCUCAACAUGCGCCUGGCGUCGCUGGAGAGCUGGGACUGGGGGGAGGGGGCAUCCCCUCUUAUGCUGCAGUAUAUUGGAUCCAUGUGGGCUGUCAAGCUCAGAAAAGCGUUUGAGCGGUUCCUACGGUCCGAGGCGUGGAGUCCUCUCCGUCAGGAGAUCUCGGAGGAGGACCGUAAAAGACGCAAAUAUUUCCUGGGGUCGAGCAACCCCAGUCCGCACAACAUCAACGCGUUGCGUGAGGAAACAUACCGAGAUCAAUAUUUCAUGAGCCAACUCCCCGAGUCGACUAGCGAGGGUGCUCGGAGUUACGACGACGAGUCCAAAGGGAAAAGUGCCCUGGACACAAAGCACUCUCUCCUCCACCUCCUCAUCACCGAGUCUAUCAUCCACAAGAGCCAGUGGGGGGAGUUCACCGCGGUCCGCUCUGACUUCCAGUGGUUUGGCCCUUCCAUGUCCCACACCACGAUGCUCACGGUGCUGGAGUACUUUGGCGUCCCCAGGGUCUGGCUGGACUUCUUCGAUGUCUUCCUGGAGGCACCCCUCAAGUUUGCCCAAGAUGGCCCGGGUGCCUCGGUUCGAGUCCGCAAGCGCGGCCUUCCAAUGAGCCACACGCUGUCGGACUGUUUCGGAGAGUCUGUGCUUUUCUGCAUGGACUAUGCAGUCAAUCAGAGCACGAACGGUGCCUUGCUCUACCGGUUGCACGACGACUUCUGGUUCUGGGGUACUGAAGACACCUGUUCUAAGGCAUGGGCAGCUAUGACCAAGUUUGCCAACGUGGUGGGCCUAACCUUCAACGAAGAAAAGACGGGCACUGUGCGGAUGGGCAAGGAAGAGAACCAAAAGAACUCGGAUCUUCCUGUCGGAGACAUCCGCUGGGGCUUCUUAGUUCUCGAUGCGCAGCAAGGCAAGUUCGUCAUCGACCAGGCGCAGGUGGACCAGCAUAUUGAAGAGCUGUCCCGCCAGCUGAAGUCGUGCAAGAGCGUAUUUUCCUGGGUGCAAGCCUGGAACAGCUACUUCGGGCGGUUCUUCACCAAUAACUUUGCCACGCCGGCCAUGUGUUUCGGGCGAGAUCACAUCGACAUGGCUGUGUCAACGCUCAGCCGCAUCGAAAGUGCCCUUUUCAACAGCACGGUCUCUAGCACAGGCCGCGGCAUCACCGACCACCUGCGCGGCGUACUCGCAGACCGGUUCGACAUCCACAACCUCCCCGAGGGCUUCUUCUACUACCCCGUAGAGCUGGGCGGGCUCGGGCUCCUCAACCCCUUCAUCCGACUCCUCGCCAUGCGCGAAAACAUCAAGCAAACCCCACAGCGACAAAUCCACAAGGCCGCCCUCGAAGACGAGAAGCAGUACCGACGCGCCAAGGACAAGUUCGAGCGCCUCGGCCCGGACACGUACUCCUCACCCUGGAACAAGCCCAGCGGUGAUUCCGAGUCCUUCAUGUCGCUCGAGGAAUACACCAAGCACGCCGAGACCUACAGCGGCGCGUUCCGCACCGCGUACCGGGCCCUAACUACCGUGCCCGAAGAAAGAAGCGUCGAGCAGACAAGUCGCUUUACUAAGAGUCAGUCUGAGCUGACGGGUAAACUCAGUGACAAGAGCUCUAUCUCUGCGGUCUGGAGUCAGAUGUCCCCCUACUGGCGCUGGGCUGCGGAGCUGUAUCAUGACGAGAUGGUGCGCACGUAUGGCAGUCUGGCUGCAGUGAAUCGCGAGUUCAUGCCGCUGGGCGUGGUGAAGACCCUCAAGGAGGGACGGUUUAGAUGGCAGAGCUGA